AUUUACUUAUAAAAAAUCUUUGGUACACCUUUGCUGGUCAUGCAAAUAAUUGUCUCUUGCUUACGGCGUCACUAAAGCGACGCAUGCGGCGGUCUUUUUUCUACUUCCCGCAGCACAACUCGAGUUGGUGAAGUUGUCGAGUUCCUUCGUAUUUUGUGAACACGCUCACAGAAGCCAUGGAAGUAGCCACCGUACCACGCACGAGGCGUCUAUUGAAGGAGGAAGACAUGACCAAGAUCGAGUUUGAGACCAGCGAGGAGGUCGAUGUUACGCCUACCUUCGACACAAUGGGCCUACGAGAGGAUCUCCUCCGUGGGAUCUACGCAUACGGUUUCGAGAAGCCUUCCGCAAUCCAACAAAGAGCAAUUAAACAGAUCAUCAAGGGUAGAGAUGUCAUUGCACAGUCUCAGUCAGGAACAGGAAAGACUGCCACAUUUUGCGUAUCAGUGCUGCAGUGUCUUGACAUUCAGGUGCGUGAAACCCAGGCACUGAUCCUGGCUCCCACCAGAGAGUUGGCUGGACAGAUACAGAAGGUGCUCCUGGCCCUCGGUGACUACAUGAACGUCCAGUGUCAUUCCUGCAUCGGAGGGACAAACGUGGGUGAGGACAUCCGCAAACUGGACUAUGGCCAGCACGUAGUAGCAGGGACCCCUGGGAGAGUGUUUGAUAUGAUCCGCAGGAGGAGUUUGAGGACACGUGCCAUCAAGAUGCUGGUGCUGGAUGAAGCAGACGAAAUGCUCAACAAGGGUUUCAAAGAGCAGAUCUACGAUGUGUACCGGUACCUGCCCCCUGCCACCCAGGUGUGUCUGAUCAGCGCCACGCUGCCCCACGAGAUCCUGGAGAUGACCAACAAGUUCAUGACCGACCCCAUCCGCAUCCUGGUCAAACGUGAUGAGUUGACUCUGGAGGGCAUCAAGCAGUUCUUCGUGGCAGUAGAGAGGGAGGAGUGGAAGUUUGACACCCUGUGUGACCUGUAUGACACCCUCACCAUCACGCAGGCUGUCAUCUUCUGCAACACCAAGCGGAAGGUUGACUGGCUGACUGAGAAGAUGAGGGAGGCCAACUUCACUGUUUCCUCCAUGCAUGGAGACAUGCCCCAGAAGGAGAGAGAGUCCAUCAUGAAAGAGUUCCGGUCCGGCGCCAGCCGAGUGCUUAUCUCAACUGAUGUGUGGGCCCGAGGUCUGGAUGUGCCCCAGGUGUCCCUCAUCAUCAACUACGACCUGCCCAACAACAGAGAGCUGUACAUCCACAGGAUUGGCCGAUCGGGUCGUUAUGGCCGCAAGGGUGUGGCCAUCAACUUUGUGAAGAACGACGACAUCCGUAUUCUCCGUGACAUUGAGCAGUACUAUUCCACACAGAUCGAUGAAAUGCCAAUGAACGUGGCUGACCUGAUCUAAGGCGCUGGUGAUGGAAGUGGAGAGAACGCUUUGAUUACACUUUGGACCCCUUUUAUUUACUGUUGGAAUUCUUGUCUCAUUUGUUUUUAAUAGUAGCUUUGGAACAGCCUUUACAUUUGUGAUGACUAUUUUAUUCUUAGGGAAAUGCCUACUGCAACUUUCCAGUUGUUUUGUAAAUAAAGAACAUUUUGUUUCCCA
Molecule: messenger RNA, 1595 nt
Organism: Salmo salar (Atlantic salmon)
Lineage: Eukaryota; Metazoa; Chordata; Actinopteri; Salmoniformes; Salmonidae
Product: eukaryotic initiation factor 4A-III
Molecular function (GO): RNA helicase activity; nucleic acid binding; ATP binding
Source: RefSeq, a predicted model, not a curated record